AUGACUGUAGUGGAGAACGCAAAGAAUGAGUUGAUAUCCAUGAGGACAGUAUCUAGAUGGCGUAUAUGUAUGGAUUACCGCAAGCUGAAAAAAGCCAUAAAGAAGGACCACUUUCCUCUUCCCUUCAUUGAUCAAAUGCUGGUCAGGCUGGCAGGUCAAGAGUAUUACUGUUUUUUAGACGGCUACAGUGGUUAUAAUCAUAUUACAAUUGCUGCUCAGGACCAGCAGAAGACGACUUUUACUUGUCCCUACGGAACGUUCGCUUUCRGGCGAAUGCCAUUCGAGCUUUGUAAUGUUCCAGCAACGUUCCAGAGGUGCAUGACGACUAUCUUUUCUGACUUGGUAGAAUCAGUGGUAGAGGUGUUUAUGGACGACUUUUCGGUGUUUGGAAAGUCAUUUGCAGAAUGGCAUAGAGUCUCCAGAAAGGACAUAGAAGUAGACAAGGCGAAGAUAGAGACAAUAGAGAAAUUGCCCCCACCUGUGAAUGUCAACGGCAUUCGCAGUUUCCUGAGGCAUGCUGGCUUUCAAUACGCUGAAGUUAGUGGGGACUCAGAACACGACAUGGAGCCCUUGGAGCAUUCAGAUUCAGCCACGGUCAAAAUUGAGUGCCAAAUUGCGCCUAGCACAAUUAUGGUUGAGACUCCACCGGCCACUCUACAAGAAGUUUUGGUGGCGUUGAAUGAAGCAAGGGGAGAAGAUCCAUUGAAAGAUGAUGGAAAUAGUGGGCAAGAUGACGAGGAGCCCCUUGCACAAGAGCAAGAAGGAACAUCCGGUCCUAUAGAUGUCCAUAGUGAGGCCAUGGAGGAAUCAUCUUCCUCUUAUUCACAAAGUAAGACCUCUUCUUUGUCAAGUUUGAAUGUUUCUGACCCAAACUUUGUUGCUACUGCAGAGAUUUCAGAUGAGGAGGUGAAUUUGAUCAAAGUGGUGAAGAAAACGCAAAAGAAGAAGAAAGUAGCAGAAAUUGUGCCAACGCAAUUUCUAGGCCUAGGACCCGAGCCGCUGUAG
This is a messenger RNA of Momordica charantia (bitter melon), 1005 nucleotides long. The record is from RefSeq and is a predicted model, not a curated record. Lineage: Eukaryota; Viridiplantae; Streptophyta; Magnoliopsida; Cucurbitales; Cucurbitaceae.